Messenger RNA from Apus apus (common swift), 5654 nucleotides. RefSeq names its product rho GTPase-activating protein 39-like. Gene Ontology annotation, molecular function: protein binding; GTPase activator activity. Gene Ontology annotation, biological process: signal transduction. Lineage: Eukaryota; Metazoa; Chordata; Aves; Apodiformes; Apodidae. The coding region runs from base 79 to 3165 and encodes 1028 amino acids. The record is from RefSeq and is a predicted model, not a curated record. Gene Ontology annotation, cellular component: cytoskeleton; cytoplasm. The transcript is spliced from 10 exons.
CCCGGGCCGCGCCGCCCCCGGGCGGGGCCGCGCUCGGGUUUCACAUCCUGCCCCGCUCGCGGGCAGAGCGGGCGGACCAUGGCGGAGAGCUCGGACUGGGUGGAGAUCAUCGAGCCCCGCUCGCAGGAGCGGAUGUACGUCAACCUGACCACCGGCGAGUGCGGCUGGGAGCCCCCUCCCAACCUGAAGGUGCGCCAGUCGGACCAGAGGCAGUGGUGGGAGCUCUUCGACCACAACAACAACCGCUUCUACUACUACAAUGCCAUCACCCAGCAGACGGUGUGGCACCGGCCCCAGGGCUGUGACAUCGUGCCCUUGGCGCAGCUCCAGGCCAUGAAGCGCAGCUCCCAGCCCGACGGCCGGGGCCGGCAGCACCGCGGCAGCACCGGCAGCGAGGGCAGAAGCACUCCCAUCCAGAUGGCCCUCCUGCAGGAGAUGGAGAAGGGCAAGGGGGACUGCGCCGCCGAGAAGAGGAAGGACCCUGGCAGGGAGACUCCUACACACUGGCAGCCCCUGCCAGGCACGAAAGCAGCCAUGCUGGUCAAAGUGAACAGUCUGAGGCAGGGACAGAGUUCUUCUAACAGCUCCCUGCAGCUGCAGGGUGCUCCAGAGGCCAACAGCCAAAAAUCUCUUCCAAAACCAGCCAUAUAUGCUCAGCCUCAACCCACAUCCCAGAGCCCUGGAGCCACAAAGCGAAUGCCUGCAGGAGACACGAAGCAGUCUAUGCAGAUCAAAAAGACAGAGAACGGUGGGUUUUGCCUAGUGCUGAUGAAUGGUCCAACUUCUCAAACACCUCCAAGGAGCCGAACAGGAACCCCCCAGCCUGCAUCCCCCAAGUAUGCCUCCCCUGCCCCUAUAUACGAUGAGCCAUCUUUAGAGUCUCCUAUUUAUGAUGAGCCACCAGUAGAUAUGGACACUGAAAGCAUCAGUAUGAGUAGGAUGUCUCCACCAAGGUCACCAAACAGUAGCUUAAAAAAGCAGCUGCAACCAACCAAAUUAUUACAGCAUCCAGGUAUGCAACAGCAGCAAGCUGCAAAGAAGCAUGCAAGAAACCCUUCCUCCACUGAAUACAGCCCAGCUGGCAGGGAGUAUAUAAAGCACAUGGUCAACGUUGAUCAGUCUUCCAAACUCUCCCACUCUUCUGCUGCAACAGCUGAUGCUUCUACUAAACUGCCUGGUCAGCUUACUUCCAAGGACAGCUUCAAGCAGUCUUGGAGGAUCUUGGAAGCCAACGUCCUCAAGAACAUGGAAGCUCACCACAGCCGGCAGAACAGCCUGCAAACUCAAGAGUACCCAACUGGUAUAAGCCAUCAGGAUUCUGGUUAUUCAACUGGCCCCUCUCCAAGCUUGAGGAAAAGGAAAGGAAGGAGGCAAGGGACAGGUCAGGGGAGACCUGGCUCUGUGGGCAGCAGCAGCGAGCUCACAGCUUUGAACGAUAAGCUGAUUGCUGAGAUGCGUGCUGUGGUGGGCAGGUCAGCAGCUUGCAGGGGGAGCAAAGCCAGCCUGGAUGCUCAAAGUCUGGAGAGUGGCAUCCCAGCAGAGAACAGCAAAGUCAGGUUUCAGUCCGACCACUUGAAAAAAUGCGUCAGCCGGAGCUCAAGGGACGACGUCUCAGCCAGUAACAGGUCUCUGUAUAGACAGGGCCUGGAGAGCAGGGGCAGUUUUCCCAGCAGUGUGGGUGCUUCGCAGGACACAGUGAGGCAGAAGAGGACUUUUGAGAAAAUAGAUUCUUUAGAAAAGAACGUGACCAGCCAGACAAGUUUGGCUUCAUCAGAUGCUACACGGCGCUCCUCCCAGCCUGGGACAAUCGAGUUGGACCCCAAGCAGGAGAGCAGCGUCCAGCCCGCCGGCUGUGUGGGGUGUCACUUCCCCUACAACACCCUGCGGAAGCCCCUCUCCCAGAGCAGCAUGGCAGACUGGGCCUCCAAGAACCUCAACAUGCACACCCAGGGCAUCUUCCGUCGGAGGAUCUCCAUCUCCAACAUGCUGUCCUGGAACGGCGGCUCCAUCAAAAAGCCGAUGCUCAUCACCAGCAACCGCACCGUCAAGAAGGAGGCCUGCGAGAUGUUCAAGCUGGUGCAGAGCUACAUGGGAGAUCGUCAGACCCGCAUGGACCGGAACCACGUGGCGCUGGUCACGGUCACCAAGUGCUGGAGCAUGCAGGGGCUGCGGGACGAGCUCUACAUCCAGCUGAUCCGGCAGACAACGGACAACACGUGCUACCGGAGCCUGGCGUGGGGCUGGGAACUGAUGGCCAUCAGCCUGGCCUUCUUCUCCCCAUCGCCCAAGUUUCAGUCUUACCUGGAAGGUUACAUUUAUCGCCACCUUGACAGUGAUGAGAACAUUGCCCAGCGCAUCAAGGAGCUUGUGGAUCUGAAAAACAAGAAGAACUCAAAAUCCAGGAAGAAGAGGAAACAAAACACUGAGGAUGAAGGCCUGCCCAUCAGCACCUACGCCAAGUACUGCUACAGGAAACUCCAGAAAGUGGCUGUCACCGGAGGCAAGAAGGGCCUCCGCAAGCCCACGGUGGAAGAGAUAACCCACGCCAGGAACGCCAUCCUGACGCCGUCGCUGUUUGGCAGCUCCCUGGAGGAGAUCAUGCUGCGGCAGCAGGACAUGUACCCGGGCAACAAGCUGCCCUGGGUGCAGACGCAGCUGUCGCAGCAGGUCCUGGCUCUGGGAGGAGAACAGACAGAGGGGAUUUUCAGGAUACCUGGUGACAUAGACGAGGUCAAUGCACUGAAGCUGCAGGUGGAUCAGUGGAGAAUCCCCAGCGGCCUCAGCGACCCCAACAUCCCAGCCUCCCUUCUCAAGCUGUGGUAUCGGGAGCUGGAGGAGCCUGUGAUCCCACAGCAGUUCUACAAAGAGUGUAUCAGCAACUACGAGAACCCCGACGCUGCCGUGGCUGUGGUGCAGCUUCUGCCGGAGCUCAACAGGCUGGUGCUGUGUUACCUCAUACACUUCCUCCAGGUCUUUGCUCAGCCAUCAAACGUGGGCAGGACGAAGAUGGAUGUGAAUAACCUGGCCAUGGUGAUGGCCCCCAACUGCCUGCGCUGCCAGUCUGAUGACCCUCGUGUCAUCUUUGAGAACACACGCAAAGAAAUGUCCUUCCUUCGCAUGCUGAUAGUGCACUUGGACACCAGCUUCAUCAAAGGGCUGGUCUGAGCCACUGACCCCCAUGUCCAAGACUGCUCUGGGGAUUGGCUGGGUACCCAAAGUCUUCUCCCCUAUACUUAGGUUUCUUCCAUUGUCCUUGCUGUUGUCACAGUCUGAGCAUCUCCCAGCAUAUGAUCUUGGGGACAAGAUUAGACACUCCUGGAAGGCUCAGGCUGUUCAGCACCAGGAGGUCCUUGGACAUGCCAGGGUAGAUGCAGUGGUUCCUGGCCUCCCAGUGUGUGUCAGAGAGGGUAGCCAGUCUUCUGGGAGCUGCAGGACUGGUUGCUCUUUGAAAAGGCUGUGAUGUCUGUGAGAAACUGCUACCUGGGGCAUUAAGACUCUCCAUCUGCCUUCUGGAGGCAUCAUUGGCUUCAGAUAGGAGGACAUCAUUCCUGUGUUGUGGUGUGAGCUGGUCUUGCUGGAGAUGCUGCCCCGCUGGGGAUAAUUUCACUGCUAUGGAGCCAGCCUGGUUCACCUCUGCAGACUGUUGGUUGGAGGCAUGAGGGUUGUUGGGCACCUCAUGAUGUUGUUGGCAGGGGGAUGUGAAGGUGCAGGAGGUUCGCUGAGGCAGAGGGUUUCCUUGGAGUGCCCUGGCAAGUGGAAGUACAUUGCAGCCCAGGGGGAGGAGGUGCCUGAGCCUCUGCUGUGGAUGGUUGGCUGGGCAGACACCCCAGUGCUGGGAGCCCUGACAGGUUGCAUCCCCACAGCACCCAUCUCCUCCUUUAGGCAGCCUCAGAGCUGCACAGCUGCAUGUGGCCCUGUGCUGAGCUCAGCCAGCACCCACCCAUGCCAUGGGGCUGGGGACAAGGAGGAGGCCACAUCCCUGACAGCAAUGCCAAACAACCUCUCUGGCAUUCUGCUAACGAGGGCCAUGUCCUCUGGAGGGGCAACCAGAGCAGCCUUGCAGCUGCUUUGCUACGGGCAGCAUGAGCAGACACCAGCUUUCCUGAAGAGCAUCUGAGACUGUACUUAGAGUCGGGCACCCCCUGCCCUGGUACCACCUCCUUCCCAGACCAUGCUGCUGGGAACUCAGUACCAGUUUUGCCCACUCUCCUGGUUCACCCAGGUCUAAAGAAAUCCAGGAAGACCCCCCAGCUGCAGGAAGUGCUCCUGUGCUCAGGUGUGCCCUCCGAGGCAGAGCAGCAGCAUGACCGUGUGCUCACAGAAUGCUGACGCUGUUGGAGUCAACUGUGGCACCCGUGUUCUUUCCACCAAAUCCCCACGGGAGUUGCCAAGGGAUUGGGAAGGGAAGGGGAUGGAAUGAAAGGGAAGAGGAUGGGAUGGAAGGGAAGAAGCAGACCUGAGCAGCCAAUGUGUGGUGGAGCCUGCACAGGGGUGAUGUCAGGCAGGCAGCUCAGCACUCUGCUGCUGUUGGACCCCUGCAGCACAGCAAGGACAGUGUCUUCCAGAGGCAGCACAGGGGUUUCCUCCCCAACAGCCUCCAGAUACUGUUGCAUGUUCCUUAGCAAGCAGCAAUUUCUAAUUCUGUGGCAUCCUGGUGUUACUCUUCUCUUCCUUUGAAGUGUUUUCCCUGCUGGCGUCAGGUCUGCUGCAAAAAGCUGCAUGUUGGGAUUAUUCAUGCAAUGCCAGGUCUGUCGUAGCACCCAAGGUUGCAUUUGCAUUUCUGCAUCCUCCUCCCUUGCAAGUGGGGACCUGGGAUCAUCCUCUCCUGAUUGCAGUGGGGAGCUGAGCCCUGCCAGCAGUGAGGCUUAAAGCUGAUGCCUGGAUCUGUACCAAAAGUUUGGGCAUACAGUGCCAUGUGCAGCGUGGCCUGAGCCUGCUGCCUGGUCCCAUCUCCUGGUGUGCAGGAGUGGGGUUUCCAGGGCACACCUUUGCUUGGAUGAACUCCACAGCAGGAGUUCAGUUUGUGCCCAGAUGAGCAAGGGUCAUGGUUUCCCUCCUUGUACCAAAUGCUUCUGUGGUCCAGUGGGCCAGGAAAUCUUGCUCCCGUGUCAGGAUUAGCUCUGUCAAACAUGGCCCCCAAAAAUGUGCCAGAAUCUGCUUCACACACCCACCCCAUCCUGUCCUGGUGCUUCACAUCCAUUCAGCUCAGCCUUCUGAAGCACUGGACAACUUGUACUUCAGGUGUGGGGCUGCUUUCCCAGAACUGUAGAGGCAGGCAGGGGUCACCAGCUCUGCCACGUUGUACAGCAACUGGAACUGCUGAGCAGUCUUGGGGUGCCAGGUCCUGCCCUGCUGGGCUGGAGCAGCCGUGUGGUGCUGCCCCCCCUCUGGGGGCUGCAGGUGCCUGUCCUGUGUUGGGCUGUGGUGCAGCCCCCCAGCCCCAGGAGAUCCAUGGUAUUCCUUGCACUUAGCUGUAGCAGGCAAUCAAACCAUAGGCAUUUGCUGCUAUGACAAAUGAAAGCUUCGUGCCAGGGCUGUAAAAUAGGCUGAUAAAUGACACUGGAUUUUAUUUUCUUUGCCAACAGGUUUGUAAAUACGGAAUCAGCAAAGCAGCCUCUCCUCUGUUAUAAUAAUAAAUACAAUCUCCAUGGUUU